Anolis carolinensis (green anole) is the source of this 1702-nucleotide messenger RNA. RefSeq lists its product as uncharacterized. NCBI's taxonomy places the organism in Eukaryota, Metazoa, Chordata, Lepidosauria, Squamata, Anolidae. The record is from RefSeq and is a predicted model, not a curated record. Bases 16 to 1638 code for a protein of 540 amino acids. The transcript is spliced from 3 exons.
ACAUGCAGGACCUUCAUGCCUAAGAAAAAGACCGUGGCUUCACUACAAAGUUUGUGCUUGGAGUAUGUUGCUGAUAACAUGGAAGACAUCUGGGCCAAGGUUUAUAGCGCAGAUGACAAUCUGGACAGCAACCAUUUAAAUGACACUGUGGGACCCUUCAGCAUAUUGGUUGGCCCACAGGUCCAGGAGCUCUUCCGCUUAAUGAGAAGGAGGGGCCGCCUGACCUCUGCCGUGCUGCACUUGCUCUUGGUGCCACAGCUGACGGAGCUGGACAUGAGCUCCUGCCCACAGCAGGUCAGAGGUUCACUCCUCCACUUGAUCACAGUGAAAUGCAAGAAUCUGUCCUCAUUAGACCUCCAUGGCUGUGAUCAGAUCCCUGCAGACGCUCUGGUCAACUUGGUGACAUCCUUGCCAUGUCUCAAAAAACUGUGCCUCUCCCAGACCCAAUGUGACACUCAAGUUUUGUCGGCAGUGGGCUCCUGCUGCCCAAAGCUUUGCAAGCUGGACAUCAAGGAAUGUGUGAAACUGUCUGCAGAUUCCCUCUUCUACCUGACCUACAAUCCUCUUUCACAGUCUUUCUGCAGCCAGGACUUACAGGUCCUCGAGACUGGUCCACAGGGUCCGGGCAUGAACAGGCAUGAUGUAAUCUGGGCCCUGGUCUUUGUGCUAUUGGCACUGCCCAGGUUGGAAACAUUGUUUCACAAUGACAUUGCUGAGGCCUUGUGUCUCAUAUACAUGCAGCAGUUUGAUGACGCCCAGAUUCCUGUUGGAUUCCCUGCUCUGCAAGAUAUGACGUGGGACAAGAUGGCCAACUUCCCAAAUCAGGAGAACUCCCGAAUCAUGCUUGGCCUCAAGGAAAUAUUCCGUGUGGAUGACUAUUCCUGGCCUAUGGCCCAAGCUGUAUGCCCACGCUUGGAAAAAGUAUCUGUGAAUUUCGCAACCAGGGCUGUCUUGGACUUAAAUAUCUGGUCAUGCCGCCAUCUUUCCCACUUGACUAUAAGCUGCAGAGAAAGGAGGGACAUGAGGGAACUUUUGCCUGUGGUGACACACCUAGGAUCCCAGCUCCAAUCCCUCUCUGUCAAUGGCUUCUCCUUCCGAGAAAAGUUCUCUUUCCAUGCCUUACUAAGCCAUUGCCUGAAUCUUCAGAAACUGAGAAUUCACUUCCGCUCACCGGUGAUGCAUGGCCCAGGCACUGACCCAAAGCUUGAGGCUUUGGACUUGGACUUUAGCCUCUCCCCCCACGAAUUCCCUUGGCUGCACGACUUUUCUUUGAAGCACUUGGACACCAUGAUCCCCUUAGCUUCCCAGAAUAUUGUGCUUUUGAAGGAAAGCCUGCAAUACCUCCUGAAACAUUCCCCAUCCCUGGUGAAAUUGCAAUUGGCUGGCCUGCCUUUUUCUUUGGAUGAGGUCUUUGAGAAGAUCCUGGAACCACCUGGUGCUGCCUUGGCAUCCCUACAGCAGCUCACGUUGGCAAAAACCAGUGUCUCCCUCGGCACCAUUUAUAAGCUGCUGUCUUUAGACAAUGAGCUGUGCUUUCUUGAAUUGUUUUUAUGCUCAGGGAUCCACUGGAAGGAAUAUGCCGGGCUUCUCCAUAUGGUCAGCACUGAGGGCCUGAAACUGGAUAUUAAGUGGAUAUGAAAGUAGUGAGAAAACAGCUUGAGUUGUGCCGACUGUGAGUUUUAAUAAAGUUUUAUUUAGAGAG